AAACAUACUUAUUUCUGCACUUCACUCCUGGCUCGCAGGUGUUAAGAAUUUAAAUUUUUUGUUUGUUUUGAACAAACACCAAAACACUGUUUUCGAGCAUAGAUAAAUUGCUCUAGGACCAAGCAGUUAGAACUCACAGUAAUCCCAAUAAUUUAUGAUGUUUUUUCGUGUACAUGUCUUAUUUGUUAUUGUUUUUAUAGUAUCUCGCUCCCUGCCAGGUUGUUGUCUAGAGAAAGGGCGAUUUUUCGAUGGCUCAUUUGUAACUUUGUUAGACAAAGCUUUGCUCGGUGCUCCGACGAAAACAAGUUUCGCGCAAAACUAUCUCGAGUGUGUCUUGUACUGCCUUCAGCUCCCAAGAUGCUUUUCCGUGAACUUUCAAAUCUCAGCUACACGCCAAGGAAAGUGUGAUAUGUUUGAUCGAAUCCUGUCCAACCAAGACCUGCACCAGGAGACUGUCCUCGAAAACAAACAAGGAUUCGUGUUCGCUCAAAUGGUUGCACCCGUUUCGAAGCCACGUUCCUGUCUGGCGUACGGACGAGCCGGCGUGCGAGUGUCUGGCAUCUACGACAUCUACGACAAGGAUGAUACAGUGUACCCCGCCUAUUGCGACUUCACGAGCGAGCCUGGGUCCGCGUGGACCCUUCUCAUGUCCGAAUACACAGUACUCUUGAACUUGUUUAAGAAAGUCCCUUUGUACACCAACCUACCUUUGCUCGAAGACAAGGCAUCUUUUAGUGGUUAUCGUCUGUCCCUUGAUCGCAUGAAAGCGCUGCGCGAUGCAUCUACUCAUUGGAGGAUAACAUGCAGCUUUCCCCAGUACGGCGUGGACUACAGAGAUUAUGUGCGAGCGAGAUUCUCUGACUUUGAUAUGAUUGAGUUUAAAGGCGACAAGGUAUGCAAGAAAGUGGAGUAUAUGAAUAUUAUGGGGCAUAACUGCACAGGAUGCCAGGCUGGCUGGUGGCAAGGCGAUGCGUCGCAAUUUCACCAUGACAGCUCGGUAGACAUUUGCCAAUUUGGCAAAACUCCCGGCGCCAUUAACAGUCAGGAUAAUUUUGGGUUAUAUAACGCGUACAACGACAAGUUCCGAUGUGUAAGCGGCUCUCAGUCAAGCACUAAUCACUGGGUAGGAGGCUAUCUAUAAGGGGGAGGGGUAAGUGGGGUGUUUAAUCCCUUUUGUACUUUCUCUCAGGGAGACCAGCUAGCCUGCAGGUAGCAUGAAUUGAUAAGUUUAUCGACUAGCGAGUUAGAAUUAUAGCCGGCUGUCAUUUGGAUAUAUACGAAAAUGUCUAGUUUUCCAACUCGUGAAGGCCAGAGUGUGCAAACGUUUCAGUGUACUUCGUCCCCGGAUUCUAGAAUGUUCUAGAAUAUUUCAGAAUUAGCCCAAAAUUGAAACAAUGGGUGAUACUCUCACCCCCGUUUACGUAGUUCGUGAAACGAUUAUUAUUAUUUAAUCCUUUUAUCUGCAUUCCCUGGAGGGUUCUUAGCCCCCUCCCCCCCCCCCCCCACUCUUCUAAAAGGUUCGUCAAAUGUUAUUGUGUUAUGAUACCUAUGACUGCCCCCCUUUCCUCAAACAAAAUCUUGGUUACGUACGAUGAAAAGGUUCUUAUUACUCACAAUAAUUACCGAGAAGGAUAUGUUAUUGAAAAGACUAAUUAGCUUGACUGGAUUCCGGUUUUUCAUCCCCAAACAAAAAGGACACGAAUUUGUAGAUAGCCAGAAGAAUUUCUUUCUUUAUAACGCAAAUUAUUCGCAAAAUUUAAUAAUCCUGAUAACAUAUAUGAUAAGUAGAGAAUACUACAUGGAAAGUGCGCGCGUACGGAUUUUAUUCACGAGUUGUGCAGUAUCAAAAAUCGAACGAGUGAGCGCAGCGAACGAGUGAGUUUUUUUGAUACAAAACAAUGAGGAAUAAAAACUGUACAAAGCACUUUCCAUGCUGUAUUUUUUUAUUAUAUACAUACUGAGAAAUUUAUAAUAAGCUUAUUACAUAACAUUUUGUUAGACCUGGCUGCAGAGGCUCCGAGGUUUGUGCUGUUCGACGGUUUAGUUGAAGACAGACAGAAACUUACAUUGAAAUGAAUCUGUCUCGCUAAUGUCACGCACGAGACUGUGAUGUUAGAUAGCGUUUUAACAGUAUUACAUCUCGCUCGGUUUUUCCCUUUGUAUUAUUGUUUUCAAGACUUUCUACAUAAUCCUCUACAGUGUCAUUGAGAGUAGCAAAUCUAUAGUCUUCCAUUUUGAACGCUUUGUAUUUAAUUUUCACAGUAAAAUUUCAUUCUCUCGCUCAAUGAAGCACAAUAACAAAAGUGACAUGCAAAGCUACCCGUCUCCCCGCGUUGGGAUUGAAGCCAUUCAAGUGCAUUGAAAAAAUAUCGUUCGUCCAAUCAGAACCGCGGACUACUUUUCUUCACGGUGAAAAAACAUCGUUAGCGCCUCUGAUUUGCUGAGACCAGUGAACGAACGAACGAAAAUUUACUGAAUAUGUUUUCAGUGAGUAUUUCUCAGUAUGUAUAUAAUAAAAAAGUAUAAAUAAAAAUAGUCUAGGUUAAAACAUUAUGGAUGUAUAACAAAUCAUAUCAAUAGCCACAGUGUAAGAAGAGGAUAAUAAGAAGUUUUGUAGACGUUUAUUCAACGGUGAAACGAG
Molecule: messenger RNA, 2641 nt
Organism: Nematostella vectensis (starlet sea anemone)
Lineage: Eukaryota; Metazoa; Cnidaria; Anthozoa; Actiniaria; Edwardsiidae
Exons: 2
Coding region: 155-1141 (328 amino acids)
Molecular function (GO): oligosaccharide binding
Source: RefSeq, a predicted model, not a curated record